CAGUUCCCUUUAAGACAAUGUUUAGAUCUACAACCAAUUAUGGAUCAACGUGCAAUCGUGCUUGGAGAGGAUUCAGAUGGCAAUACUUAUGUACAUUUUCCACAAUUCUGUGGCUACGAUCUCAGGAUAUAUAAACAAGCGCCUUUUCCAGAGCCAGAACUCAGGUAUAUUGAAGUUGACGAGCCAGACGAACCAGUCAAGAUGGAUAGUGAAAGUGAAGAAUGCUUCACCUCAAAUGGAAAACAGAACAAAGACAAGGAUAAAGAUGUUGAACUAACUCCAGAACCAAGAAAAAGGCCAAGUAAUCUACGACAGAAAUUGACCCCAACAAUAAACAGUUUAGUUCGUGGUGGGAGAAGAAGUACCAGAACCAGCAAGUCUUCCCAGGAAUUAAGUACUGUCAGUGUUCAAAGUACAGUCUCCAAUUGUAAUCACUUAAAUAACCUGUCCAAUUCAAAAUCCCAAAGUGAUAAUUUGAAACUCAGUUCAGAAGACGAUCAUAUAAAAAAUAAAGAGAACAUUGAACAGGAAAAUUGUGUUAAAAUGGGAUGUAAGUUAGAGGUGUCUGAUCUCAGUUCAAGAGAAGAAUCAACAGAUAUUCCUGCUGACCAGGUAGAAUCGAAAUCUAAUAUAAACAAUGAGGACAAAAAUCAUAAUAAUUCAAACUCAGUACAACCAUCAGGCUCUUUAACAGAAGAUCUUAAAUAUGAUGACAAACCUGCAAUAAGAAAAAUGAUGGAAAAUCAAAAACUUAAUGGACAAAUCGAUAUAAAAACAGAAAAUCUUGUAUCAAAUACAAAUCUGAAAGAACCUAAAACACCAGCGAAUGAGUCCAGUAAAUUUGAUAUGAAAUUCAAAGACGAAGAUAAUGAUAAGGAUUCUGGUGUGAUAGAAAAAGGACAUGAAAAGGAGGGAAAAAUUAAUAAGGAAUCAAGAAUGGUGGACUGGAUGAGGGAGGAGAAGGUCAAGAGCAGAGAAAAUGAAAAAGAUGAAAAUUGCUUAGAAAACAUAGAGUCAAAUUCUAAAGAAGAACAUGUGAAACCAAAGCUGAUAUUGCCUAAUGUGGAACCAGAUAGAGCAGCUUUUACGUUAGUUUGUGACAGUAUUGAUUCACUUAAGUCUUUAGUGGAAGAAUUUGCAGAGCGUGAACCAGUUGAGGUCACCAAGGGUAGAAGAAAAAAGAUCAUCAAACCUCCAGCACGCACAGAAUCUGAAGUCGAACUUCAUGAAACUCUCACCCGUUUACUGAUGGAAUUGGCCCCCCAUGAAUCAAAACUCUGUAAUGCUGUUGUUAGAGUUAAAGAACGUCUCCGGAAGGAAUUUAAUAACUUCCAAGAUAGCCAAGAUGAGAGCGAUAGUUGGGAGUGUGAAUCAUCAUCAGGAUCAUCUUCUACAUCUGAUUCAGACAGCAGCGAAUCAGAUGACAAAGAGGAAGAAAAUAAAAAUGAAGAGGAGCAAGAAGAGAAACCAGUUGAUGAGGAAGAAGCAAUGGAGACCAUUGAACCAUUUUUAGGUAUUAGUACUAGAGCGCAAAAAAUAUCCAAAAAAAGGAAGUUAAUUGAAGCUAAAAAAAAAGCCAAACUAGGUGGUAAUGAGGAUCAUACUGAAGCAAAAAAGAAAUGUUUGAGUCCAGUUAACAUUACGACAUAUAAUCCUGAAAAUCCAAUACUAGGUUCAUUCCCUGUUGGAAAUCUUGCAGCAAGUCAAAGAUCACUGACAUCUGUCACCUUAAAUAAUAUUCAUCAAACUUUGCAGCAACAAAUUGCUGCUGCAUGCGAUCAACCACAAGGAAAUCAUUCCAUGAAUUCAACAAUGAGCAUUCCAGAGAAGACUCAAUCAGAGAAAAAUCUUGUUAAAACACAAUUAGCAGCUCUGCCAGAAUGUACAAUAGUUGUUGAUGAUGCAGUUUGGAAGGAGAUUCAGAAUGAUCCUCAGAGGCAAAAAGAGGUAGUGUUGAAAUAUUUACUUCAACAGACACAUAAAUUAUCAGGUCAAAGGGACCAGAAACUAAAAACAACACUCUCAUCUCAGGAAAUAAAUCAUGAUGCAAUUGGAGGUACUAAAAAAUUACCUAUUCCAAAAUCAGGUCUAUUGAGUAUUCCACCAGAAGCAUUUGGGGUGCCAUCUGUGUCAAAACAACCUACAUUUGGACAGCCACCUGUGUUUUUGUUACAAACAACAAUAGACAGUCAAAAAAAAGCAAGGCAAACUCAAGAUUUACCAACUAUGUCCAGAGAACCUGGCGAAGGUGCUCAGAAAGAAAUCCUGAUGUCAAAACUGUCAGCUGUUAAAAACAUUCCAACAUUGUGCAGCACAUCAAGCAGCCCAUCUGUCGGUACGAGUCUAAAUAUACUUCAUAGUACUAGUGGUCAAGUCACACCAGCAGAGAGGAUAUGUACUCCAUCAAAAGAGAAGUUGCAACUAACAGAAGCACAGAUUAAAGAAAACAAGGUUAAUGAAGCAAAGAAAAAAAAAGAAAAUAUGUUAGCACAGCAGUGGUUGCAACAGCUUAUCUUACUGCAACAGGCUACUUCCAAAGCACCAACACUUAGUACAUCACAGGUUGAAGUCUCUCAAUCAAAUGUUAAACACAUUACUAAGGUUUCUACUGUGGCAAACAUGACACAACCUUCAGGAUUAAAGACCAAUGUACGGCCCCUCCUUAGUUCAGAGUUAAUCAGCCAAGCAGCCAAGCUACUCCAGAAAAAACCUAACAGUAAUUCCGCUGGUUAUGUGGAACUUGUGAAGAAGGUCCAACAGCUUCCAAAUGAAUCAAAAGGAGCUGUAUUCAUACCUAAUGCAAUAUGCACAUCGAUUCCAUCAUCCGGGGUGAAAACAAUAGGUGAUGGUAAUCUACUUAAGAUACAAAAUCAUGCAACAAGCACUUCAAACAUGAACAAAGCCAACCAGGAGGUUGUAGUCUCCUUGGAUUAUUUGCAGAAGCUUCAACAGCAGUCAAAAUUGAAGCACAGUAAUGCCACAUUGAUUAACCAACAAGUUAAUGCCAACCCUCAAAACACUGCCCAAAGAAAUUUGAUUGUUUUAAAAACAUCUGGAAGUCCUGGUAGUGGUGAUGCUACACCCAGCACAGAGAAUGCUGUUAUGUUCACCAAAAGUCAGUCCAGCAUUUCACCAAAUGCUUUCAAGUUACCAACCACUGUUGCCAAUACUAAAGUUGUUCAUCAACAGAUUGUUGCAACAAAUCAAGGAAAGAUCUGCCUUGUCAAAAUGGCAGAUGGAACUUUACGAGCAUUGAAUUUAGUCCAACAGAAAGCACCAGUUAAAAAAAACAUUCUUUCUUCAAGUCUCUUGAGCAAUCAAAGCACUCCUUUAUCUUUAAAGACCCCGACACCUAAAGCUGCAAUUUCUAUGGUAAAUAAGCCACAGUUGAAUGGUUCUGCCUUGGGAUCAACAUUGAUGACUCAAAAGCCACCUGCUGUGACUAAUAAUCCAUCUAAUCUGUCAAGUGUUAAAACUGCACCAUCUUUGGUAUUACCUUCUCCAAGUCCUGUUGUUGCUACUAAUGCCACAACUCUUUCAGAAAAUACAACAAGCCGACGUCUGCAGAAUACAGCAGCAAAUAUAAUUCUAAGUGGUGAGGAGUAUAAGACAUAUAUGCAUUUGGGAGUUUUGCCAUCUCGCUCUAAUAACCAGAACCAAAGUCAGACUACAGAAUGCACUGUUUCACAUCAGUCUCUCGAAAAACACAAUGAAAUUCUGAACACUAGUGUAAAUGUAGAUUCAACUUCUACCCUUAAAGGCAAUUAUCAGGAUAUUUGUGGCAGCUCUACCUCUAUUACCGGUUGUGCAAAUAUAGUGGUUAAUGAAUUACUUGUGAGAAAUAAAGCAACAAAUGAUGGUUCACAGAACAAAUUUAAUCAAGAGUGACCAUAGGAUGUUGCCUUUUUUCUUCACAAUAUUAUUCUUUACCACAAAGAUGUGACUCAAUGCAAUUCAUAAAAAUAUUUAUUGUUUUCCAUUCAAGUGUCUCUGAAUUGUAUAAUAUUCAAAAAUAUACUGAAUACCAAAGUGUAAAAAAAUUUGGUUUACUGUACUGCUGUUAUUUACAGUCCAUUUAUUUUGGUUUUAAUAAUAAUAGUUGUAGUAUUAUUAUUUAAUAAACAUUACAUUUUAAAGUCAGCGUCAAUAUUGAAAGCUACAAGAAGCAAAUAACAUGGACUUUGUAACUUAUAUUUACUAUGUAGUCAACAAAGUCAAUUAUCAACUCUCAUUCAGAUUCUGCUACUGUUGUUGUUUACUGUACUUAUUAAUUAUUCAGUGGCAGAUCCAGGAGUUAGAAAUAGAGGGGGGCUCAGAGAGGGAUUUUGACAGAUAGAGGCCCAGGCCAGCUCACCCUCAACAUGGUUGGAGGGUGAGGUAAGAGAUGCUUGAUUAUGACACCGUAUAGAUGGGCAAAAAUGACACUCUCAAACUAAUUCGACUUAAAUUUUCUUUCUCCCCACAUUUUUUUAUAAUCUUGAAAAAAUAGGGGGGUGGGCGGGGUGUGGGUUGGUCCCUGUUGAAUCGCCAAUGUUGUUAUUGAAUGCUUUUCUGAAAUAAACAUUCUCACCUAUCACCUUGGUCUGAAAGAUGUGUGUGAGAUAUAGUUUUGUGUUUAGAAUUAGAAAGCAAGAAAAGCAAGCACUCUGUUGAGUUUAUUAAAAAAUUUCAGUUUAUAAUAUUUAUGCUGAAAACUGGUUUUUAAAGAAAAGUUCUCAAUAUAUUUUUUAUAUACAGUA
Anneissia japonica is the source of this 4739-nucleotide messenger RNA. RefSeq lists its product as uncharacterized. Bases 40 to 3888 code for a protein of 1282 amino acids. The transcript has 5 exons. The record is from RefSeq and is a predicted model, not a curated record. NCBI's taxonomy places the organism in Eukaryota, Metazoa, Echinodermata, Crinoidea, Comatulida, Comatulidae.